CUCUGCUGGACGACGGAGCGCCGCAGACCCGCGCCCAACGCCAGCCCUACAUGUCCGUUCAUUAUAACUGCGGCACCCACAUGGUCGAAGCCCGCAAGUGCUGAGUGUGCGAGCGUGUUUGUGCGACGGGCAGGAAGCGGCGCAGAGUGGGAACAGGGCGGGAGGAAGCACGUUUCGUCAUGACGCGAAUUCGCAAAUGCAAUGCAUGUUCCGGCACACAUGGGAUGGGGGCGCUAACACCAGUUCACGCUAGCCCGCCCGGCUCGCCUCUGCAUUUUUUGUCAACUUUCUCUUAUCGAUAACCCCGCCCGCCUGCGACAAUCUCACGACAAUUCUCAGCGACGCCCAAUACACCGCAGCACAGAAAGAGACGGAACAACCACACAAAAUGCCGGCCCCCACAGCGCUCCAGCGCCGCCCCGAAGACCUCGCAGAAGACGUCACCAUGGAAGCGACCAACAUCCCGCUCCCCGCCGAAGACGAAGACGCCGAACUACUCGACAUGAGCGCGCUGCCCACCGACUUCCCCCCCGACGCCCCCGACGCCCCCACAGAAGACGCCCUCAUGACCGACGAGACGGGCCGCCCCAAGUUCGCGCCCUCCAAAUCCAUACCCCUCGCCUUCCGCCGCGAGCAGCGCAAAGUCCCCAUCCCCCCACACCGCAUGACGCCGCUGAAGAACGCAUGGCCCAAGAUCUACCCCCCCCUCGUCGAACACCUCAAGCUCCAAGUCCGCAUGAACAUCAAAUCCAAGUCCGUCGAGCUGCGCACGUCCUCCGCCACGACCGAGACAGGCGCGCUGCAAAAAGGCGAAGACUUCGUAAAAGCCUUCACGCUGGGCUUCGACGUCGACGACGCCAUCGCCCUGCUGCGCCUCGACGACCUGUACAUCGAGACGUUUGAGAUCAAGGACGUCAAGACGCUGCAGGGCGAGCACAUGGGCCGCGCCAUUGGCCGCAUAGCAGGCAAAGACGGCAAGACAAAGUUUGCCAUUGAGAACGCGAGUCGCACUAGAGUCGUCCUGGCGGACCAGAAGAUCCAUAUCCUGGGUGGAUUCAAGAAUAUUCAUGUUGCGCGCGAGGCUAUUGUGAGUCUGAUUUUGGGCCAGAAUCCGAGCAAGGUCUAUGGCAACCUGCGGACUGUGGCGGGGAGGAUGAAGGAGCGUUUCUAGGCGAUGAACGAUAAAAGAGGAGAGCAAGCAGAUGAUUUGCGCAUUUCAUGGCGUUUUGGUGGGCAGGACAGGGCGAAAUACCAUCUGACAUGGAUUUCCACACUUGCAAGAUGAUGGCAUGGCGAUUUUUUUCUUUGGUUUGGGAGAUAGAAGCAGUGUUGAAAUUUAUCUCCAGUUGACUCCAUAUACAUUACAGGGCGGAUCAUUCGAAACCCACUGUCUGCAUCAUAAAACACUUUUUCCUGUCCCUACUCAUACCUACCAGUAGCGAUUU
Messenger RNA from Dothidotthia symphoricarpi CBS 119687, 1445 nucleotides. RefSeq names its product Pre-rRNA-processing protein PNO1. The transcript is spliced from 2 exons. Gene Ontology annotation, cellular component: nucleolus. NCBI's taxonomy places the organism in Eukaryota, Fungi, Ascomycota, Dothideomycetes, Pleosporales, Dothidotthiaceae. Bases 389 to 1171 code for a protein of 260 amino acids. Gene Ontology annotation, molecular function: RNA binding. The record is from RefSeq and is a predicted model, not a curated record.